GGUACACUUUAGCUAUGACUGUGGCUGUUUUGAACAUGCACUGUUUUUUUUGUUGUUGUUCUCUUUUUUUCUGUUUCCAUGAAUUUAUUUCUCUGGAACGUUUCUGCAGUUUAUGCCAUGGAAAUAAAUCCCCCCUGUGGAGAAAAUAUGUAUGAUGAAGAUGGAAAGAAACUUCCGCCCUGCAUUCCUGGUGCCUGGCUCACUCCAGCCAUCAUGGCCUGCUACUUGCUAGUGGCUAAUAUACUCCUUGUCAACUUGCUAAUUGCUGUAUUUAACAACACCUUCUUUGAGGUGAAGUCCAUCUCGAACCAGGUGUGGAAGUUCCAGCGCUAUCAGCUAAUCAUGACUUUCCAUGACAGACCAGUGCUUCCUCCCCCUCUCAUCAUCCUCAGCCACCUCUACAUCUUCUUCAGAAGGGUCUGCUGCCGCUGUGGCAAGAAAAAGGAGGGAGAGCUGGACGAGAAGGACAAAGGACUGAAGCUUAUCCUGAACACUGAAGAGCUGAAGUCUCUGUAUGAAUUUGAGGAGCAGUGUGUGGAAGAGUACUUCAGAGGGAAAGAUGAUGAGCAGCAGAACUCAAAUGACGAAAGGAUAAGGGUGACAUCUGACAGAGUGGAAAACAUGUCCAUGCGUCUGGAGGAGGUCAACGAGAGGGAGAACACGAUGAAGGCUUCCCUGCAGACGGUUGACCUUAGGCUGGCCCAGUUAGAAGACAUCCACUCUCGCAUGAUGAAUGCCUUGGAGAAGCUGGUUGGGAUUGACCAUGCUGAAUUGACCCGGACACGGUCAGGAGCUUCUUCAGUGUGUGGCCCUCCUUGUCUCCUCCGCACCAGCAGCAUUAACAGUGCUGAUGGGUACAGUCUUUAUCGUUACUACCUGGAUGAUUGCCCCCCCACUGAAGAGAAGGAGGGAAGCAAAGCAGGCCAGCUGGCCCCAGUGAAACUGAGCAGAAUGGGCAAGGCGUCCAGCAUCACAACCCUCGCUCCUAAGGAGUAUGGACCGAAUUUGGAGGUAGAGGUCCCAGUACUAAGGAGCCGCCCACCCUCAUGUGUGGACAUCCGGAUUUCCCCUUGUGAUGUGAAACAUGAAGAUCCGAAUCAGGCUGGAGAGGCGCAGGAAGCAAAACCUAUUCAGUCUGUCCCAGUUGGUCAAGCUUACCAGGAUAACUCUGCAGCUAAAAGAGAUAUAACGUUUGAAAGGGCUAAGCUUGAUGCUGCCAUCUCCUUCCCCUUAGAAAAGGUAAAGGCGUUCAGAUACUACCCAUCAGAAACACUAAGCACUUCACCCUCUUCGGCACGGAAGUCUAGAAGCACCAUCUUGUUCGACCCAGCAAACAGGGACGAUGACCCUUUCAAAGACCCCAGCUCUCCAGAACAAGGGACUGAAGGGUCCUCGAAUGUGAGGCGUUGGAGUGCCGGCUUUGAAUAUAAAGUUCACCCCAGCCUUUUUGGCCAAGCACCUAAAGUAUCAAUGAUCACGCCUCCAAGUGGACACCAAAGUGAAGCAGAUCAGUCCGAGGGCCAGCAUAGACUAAAAGUUCCAUCCAUUCACAUGGAGGAAAGACGGCCAGAGGAGAGACCCCAGAAAGAUGAACACGGGGAAAGCAAGGUAGAGGAGAGCGAGGUUAACCAAGAGGGCAGAAACGGUGAUGGCCCAGAUGUAAAUCUAAAAGUGGAGGACAAUGCAGAAGAGAGAGACAGAGACCAAACAGGCAGCCAUGAAGGACACAUGAAUGCUGCAGAAGAAGCAAAAAUGUAUGAGAAUGAUGAGAAUGUACCUGACUCUUGCUACCUUAGUGUUCCUGAAGAGAGAAUGAUCCUUCCUGGAAGAUCCAAGAGCUGGAACAAAAAACAACGCAAAUCUUUGGAGAAAAGCAGGGACAAGCCCCGCGGUUCCUGCAGUGAAAGAGACCUCUCAAGCGGAGGUUCCCUUGACAAGCCUGAUAAAAUAUCUGUAAAAGAGUCAAGUGAGGAGGAGCUGAAGAAUGAGAUAGAUCUUAAGACGGCAGACCAGACAGACUGCUAAUUAUGAGAAAUGAUGAAGGGCAUGCAGCAGUAUAUCCUCUUGGAACACAAUAUUUAUGCAGUUAUUAUGUUCUCUGACACAUUAUGACUUGGUUUCAGUGUUAUAUUUACUUCAUAUGUAAGGGAUAUUUGUAAUAUCUGUUGAUUACCCUUAAGACAAGACUAAGGCAAUA
Molecule: messenger RNA, 2197 nt
Organism: Colossoma macropomum (tambaqui)
Lineage: Eukaryota; Metazoa; Chordata; Actinopteri; Characiformes; Serrasalmidae
Product: transient receptor potential cation channel subfamily M member 1
Exons: 5
Coding region: 79-2025 (648 amino acids)
Biological process (GO): calcium ion transport into cytosol; protein tetramerization
Molecular function (GO): calcium channel activity
Source: RefSeq, a predicted model, not a curated record